This is a messenger RNA of Sardina pilchardus (European sardine), 1225 nucleotides long. RefSeq names its product GTPase IMAP family member 7-like. Lineage: Eukaryota; Metazoa; Chordata; Actinopteri; Clupeiformes; Clupeidae. The transcript has 4 exons. Bases 207 to 1223 code for a protein of 338 amino acids. The record is from RefSeq and is a predicted model, not a curated record. Gene Ontology annotation, molecular function: GTP binding.
GGCACAUAAUAAUGUUUUUGCUCAGAACAAACUAAAAGUUUAGUCCUUGCUUUUAAUUAUUGCUGCAGCAAUAUAAACUAGCUGUUUCGCCAAGUUCCAUAAGUAUUUCAGUGCAUGUGUGCAUGUACAAUUUUGCGAACUAUUUUUUAUGUUUUAUGACAGGAAAUUCACAAAGUUGUCACCAACUCAAAUAAGCUAACAAGAGAAUGCAGGAGGAAAACAAAGAUUCUCCCAGAGAAGCAGCGCCGAGCAAGCCAGCAGUCAGAACCAGGAGAGUCUUUCUGACAGAACACGCACGUGAGAAGGAGAUACUCUCAAAGGGAACAAACAAGCCAGAGCAAGAAGAGACAUCUGAAAUGUUUUCAGAUAAACUUAACAAAUGGCUUGAAAAAGAGAAAAAUAAAGUUGACUGGAUCAGGCUGGUCCUGAUUGGGAAGACUGGAGUUGGGAAAAGUGCCACAGGAAACACCAUUCUGGGAAAAGAGGAAUUUAAGUCCUCCACUGCAAUGGUAUCUGUCACAGCAGAAUGUCAAAAAAAGAGCGCCGCCAUCGGCUCCCGAGCCGUGCAGGUUGUUGACACUCCAGGUCUGUUUGACACGACUAUAUCCAAUGAGAAGAUCAGAGCAGAGAUUGGGAAGUGCAUCACCAUGUCAUCACCGGGGCCUCAUGUGUUCCUGCUUCUGAUCUCCGUGGGACGCUUCACCAAAGAGGAGAGAGACACGGUGAAGAUGAUUCAAGACACGUUUGGAGAGCAUUCCAGAGCGUACACAAUGGUGGGCUUCACCAGAGGAGAGAUUCUUGAAGAUGAAGACUGUACCAUUGAGAAGUAUAUCCAGACAGGUCCAGCUGCUUUGAAGGAACUGAUUGAGGACUGUGGUGGCCGGUACCACGUCUUCAGAAACAAAGAAAAAGACAAGGGUCACCAGGUUAGUUCUCUCCUGGAGAAGAUUGACAAGAUGAUUCACGAAAAUGGAGAAAGAUUCUACACCACUGCCAUGUAUGAGGGAACUGAGAAACAAAUCAGACGAAGAGAGAUUAAACUCCUACAAGAGAAACUGGAGAAAUUGCAUAUUGAAAAGAAUAACCACAAAGAUACAGAGGACAAGCUCUUUGGUGAACUCUCCAAAAUUCAAGGUCAGCUGCGUGAAAUGGCAGAGAAAGCUCAAGCUGAAGAGACCGCUAUAAAACUACAACCACCUGAAAAGAAAUGUGUCAUUUCAUGAGA